Messenger RNA from Chanos chanos (milkfish), 1659 nucleotides. RefSeq lists its product as uncharacterized. Gene Ontology annotation, molecular function: ATP hydrolysis activity; GTP binding. Bases 1 to 1659 code for a protein of 552 amino acids. The transcript has 2 exons. NCBI's taxonomy places the organism in Eukaryota, Metazoa, Chordata, Actinopteri, Gonorynchiformes, Chanidae. The record is from RefSeq and is a predicted model, not a curated record.
AUGGUGGAAGACAAGGCUACAAGGAGUGAAGACCUAUACAGGGCAGAAGGUGAACAGGGCAGAUUGAAUGAAAUCAUCAAGAAAUGUCAAAAUUGUUUUGGGCUGCAGGCACAUUACUUGCUGAAAACAAGUAAAACCAAUCUGGAUAAAGAUGGAACAUUGAGGAGAUGGACAUAUGGGGAGAAGGAUGAGAAGAAAAGUUGUAAAACCAUUCUGAUGGUUGGAGAAACAGGAACAGGAAAGACUGCUCUCAUCAAUACUAUAAUCAAUUACAUUCUUGGUGUGAAGUUUGAAGACAAAGUAUGGUUUGAAAUAACAAAUGAGGUAACGGUAAAUGACGGAGAUGAGGAAGAUACACAGACUGAAACACAGACAAAACAUAUGACUGUGUAUGAGAUCUAUGUGAAGGAGGCCCCAUUCUCUCUCAUCAUCAUUGACACACCUGGAUAUGGAGACACUCGAGGUUUAAAGUAUGACCAACAGAUCGCUGAAAACUUACACAUGUUGUGUAGAUCUGAAGCCGGGAUCCAUGAAAUGAAUGCUGUUGGUCUUGUGGUGAAGGCAUCUCAGAAUCGACUCACUGAUAGUCAAAAAUACAUUUUUAAUGCUGUUCUGUCCUUGUUCGGUAAAGACAUAGAGCAGAGCAUUGUGAUAUUUGUUACACAUUCAGAUGGAGCAUACCCUACAAAUGCCCUUGCUGCCAUCAAAAAAGCCAAAGUACCAUAUGCACAAAAGAAUAACAAACCUGUUUAUUUCUUGUUCAACAACUACAAAGGAGAGGCAUUUCAGGCAGAAUGUGAGGAGAAUAAUGGUUCAGUUUACAGAACAGCAUGGAAUCUUGGGGUGGACAGCAUGAAGAAGUUUUUGGAACAACUGGAAAAAAUGCAGCCAAAAAGCUUGAAGAUGACGAAGGAAGUUCUGCGACAACGUAAGCAACUGGCAGCUUGUGUCCAGAAUUUACAGGAUCGCAUCAAGAUGAUGGAACUGAAACACACUGAGCUUGAACAGACACAACAAGCCCUGAAUGAUCACAAGAAAGAGAUGGAGAGAAACCAAAACUUUGAGUAUGAAGUAGAUGAGGCUUACAAAGAGAAGGUUCCCAUACAGCAAACCGAGUGGUUCUGGUCUACAAAAGCAACCUGCUGUACUGUGUGUGAGGAGAACUGUCACUACCCAGGAUGCUGGUGGGUCAGAGAUCUCUCAUGGUGUAGUGUAAUGAGUGGAAAUCACUGCACUGUGUGUACUGGGAAAUGUCAUUACACCAACCAUGUCAAAGAGGAGAAGAUAUAUGAGCAGAGAACCAGGAGGGUGAAGAAAACUCAUGAAGAAUUAAAGAAGAAGUAUAUGGUAGAAAAGGGGAACAUGGGAAAGAAAGAGAGCCUAGUAAGUAGAAUUCAGCGUGAGUUGAAUGAGGUAGAAAAGCAGAAAAUUAGACUGGUGGAAGAAGCAUAUCAGUGUGUAAUGACUCUAGAGGAGACAGCAAUGAAGUCUGACUCAUUUUCCACUCUUCUUCAUCUUGACUUCCUUAUUGAGAAGAUGGAAGAAACUUGGGACAAAGUGAAAGCUCAGAAACUCCGUGAUAUUCAAAAGAGGGCUGAUACUGAAUACAAGAGAGCAAUGCAAAUGCAGUUUGCAAUGACCAUGACAAUGCCGCUUUAA